GCCACCUGGCGACGUGCGGUUUUGCGCGCUCUCUAUAGCGCAGUGUCGGUGGAGCGCGCGGUCAGAUUCCAGCGUUAGUUUCACGUGGAGCACGAGCGAGAGAACACGACUUUCCUCCUCUGUAUUGCUUCCGUUUAUCUGCUUUGCUGUUGAAGCCACCGGAUUAGGACGAUGUGAACCGACUCCACACUGUACGGAAGUUGUUCCGCUCUCAUGGAGAUAGUAGAGGUCCUGUGUGUGAUGUGUACUGUACACUGGCGUAGUGGACGCUGCUGAGGCGGGACACUGUACAGUAGAUGCCAUCCUCUACUUCAGUCCUGCUGCUGCGCUUUUGUCAAGUCCCCUGCUGAGUUACCUGACAUGGAACUUCAUGUUCCCUCAUUUCCGGCCUCCUGACUCGACCUUUCUUUCUCCCUCUUUGUCCUCAGAAUAUGCCCAGGCAUCACCAUGAAUCUGACACUGAGCUCCAAGCCUGGAUUCUUCCUCACCAACAGCUCACCUGGAAUGAGAGAUUUUCCCUACAUCGCUGUUAUUCCUCAAGAAUUCUGGCCAGAGGGUGACGGUCAUCAAACCAAUGUCUCCCUCCUCACACGGGGCACCAACUUGACCAGCUCCCCAAAUGCCACUAUGACACCCACUGUGGUGUAUGAUCCCCUAGGUGGGCACUCUGUCUGGCAAGUCAUUAUUAUCGUACUACUAACAGGGUCAUUGUCCCUUGUCACAAUCACUGGAAAUGUCUUGGUGGUUGUGUCAUUUAAAGUUAACAAACAGCUGAAGACAGUGAAUAACUAUUAUCUGCUCAGCCUGGCGUUUGCUGACCUCAUUAUUGGCAUAUUGUCAAUGAAUCUUUACACUACAUAUAUUAUCAUGGGCAGGUGGGCACUUGGAAACUGGGCAUGUGACCUAUGGCUGGCUAUUGAUUAUGUGGCAAGCAAUGCCUCUGUUAUGAACUUGCUGGUAAUCAGCUUUGACAGAUAUUUCUCGGUCACAAGGCCACUUACCUACAGGGCCAAACGGACCACUAAAAGAGCAAUGACCAUGAUCGGCCUUGCAUGGUUUAUUUCCUUUGUGCUCUGGGCCCCUGCUAUCUUGUUCUGGCAGUACUUUGUGGGGAAACGAACAGUACUUCCAGGAGAGUGCUAUAUCCAGUUUCUCUCUGAGCCUAUUAUCACAUUCUGCACUGCAAUCGCAGCCUUCUACCUGCCUGUGACCAUCAUGACCGUCCUAUACUGGCGGAUUUAUAAAGAGACCGAAAACCGAUCCAAGGACCUGGCAGGGCUUAAGGCCUCAGGGAACCAGGUCAAGCAAGGCAGCGAGGAGGAAUCUACUGCAAUGAUGCCCUCAAGAGACAGCUCUUACAGUUGUGUCAACUACCCCCUCAACCAGCCCGUUCAAAAGGACUCUGAGAAAAAGACACGAAAUAGUUGCCACUUCUGGCUGCUGGGUAAUAGUGGUCAAAAAAAAAUUUGCAGCACUGGUGACCAAGAACACAGCAGCAGUGAUAGUUGGAAUAAUAAUGAUGGUGGAGCAUCAAUUGACCAAUCAGAUGAAGAGGACCAGGAUGAAGAGCGUGCCAAUGCAAGGGCUGUUUACUCCAUCGUGGUGGACAUGCCUGAAGUGACAACAGAUGACAACUCUGGGAUAUCAAAGCAAGGAGAGUUAAAGAUUGAAAACGUUGCUGCAGAAAAACCUUCUAGAAAAGGAUUUUCCAAAACCCCCACCCAGUCCUUGCCCACUAUGGAUAACUCUAAGCCUUGUAGGAGCUCUUCUGGCUCCAAAUCCCCUUCAGUACCUCUCUCUGUUAAAGAUGAGACUUUGGCAAAAGAUUUGGUCUCAAAAGCCAAGACGCAGACAAACAAACGCAAAAAGGUUUCACUCGUCAAAGAGAAAAAAGCAGCACAGACAUUAAGUGCCAUCCUCCUUGCCUUCAUCAUCACCUGGACUCCAUAUAACAUCAUGGUCCUAGUAAAUACAUUUUGUGAUGACUGUAUCCCUGUGGGACUAUGGGCCCUGGGAUACUGGCUGUGCUAUGUGAAUAGUACAGUGAACCCUAUGUGCUAUGCACUGUGUAACAAAAACUUCCGCAUCACUUUCAAAAUGAUCUUGCUGUGCCAGUGGGACAGACAGAAACAGAAUAAGCCUCACCUUCAGCAGAAGCCAGCAGUAGUGGCCUACAGUAAGAAGUAACUAUCGUAGAGAUAAAGAUUUCAGAGCGUAGACUGUUAUAGACUCCUGGAUUGGUUUUUCAUUGUUGCCAGUGUUUAGAUUUGCAACACUAAAGCUUACAGACCACCUGCAAGGGUACACAAUUAAAAAAAUAGGUUCUCAAUUUUACUUUGGAUAGGUACAGUAGGGUUCUGUACUUCUUAAAGAGGUUGUACAUGAAACCCAACAUUUGAAAGCACCCCAACCCCAACCCCAUUGUGUGGUUCAACAUUCAACCUUUAAGGGUUCUUUCCCCCAGAGGGACAAGUCAGUGAAUCUUUAAGGGUUCUACAGUAGAUUUCAACCUCCCUCAUCCCAUUGUGUGCAAUGCCAUUGGUGUUUGUUAAAAGGGCUGUUGAGUUUGUAAUCGUAGAAGUAUGCUGUUCGAAAAUAGGUUUCUUCAAGUGUCCCUUACAGUUCAAGUAGUUAUAGUGCUAGAAUUAUCAAGCAGUUCUGCAGGACCAGGGGCUGAAUAGGGUUGGUGCUUAAGGGUGCACCUUAGAGAGACAAACCAGAUAAACUGUUUGGGGAUAUUAGAUCAAACCUUUUUCCUUUUCUUAGAACGAAUGUGAUUGAUUAGUGCCUCUAUUCUAACUAUGUGUUGAAGGUCUUGUGUUGAACUUCCCUUUGUGUCAGGUUAUUUUCUUCUUAUAAGAGGGAAAUCCUUUCUCAUCGUAUGCUAAAGUUUUGUUUCCGAUAGAUUUGACCAUUGUCUGUAUCAUCACUGAUGCAUACUCUUAGAAAAAAAGGUUCUGUGUAUACUUUGUAUACUAAAAAGGGUUCUUAGCUGUAGAAAGAAGUAACUUUAAGAACCCUUGUUUUGAGUUAUAUGGAGGAGGCUGGUGUUUUGUGAGGAACCUUGAAUGGUUCCUCAGUUGGUCAAACCAAGUAAGGUUUAAGGUUUAACCUUUAUUUCUAAGCGUGUCCAUGGUAGUUAGAGUGUAUUAUUCUCUGUUGUGUUCUAUCGAAGAUACAGUGUUUCUCACACAGAAAUUGUUGUAUGAAGCUGCUUAUAUAUGAAUUGUAUGAGGUGGUAUUUAUCAGAUUUUAGACAAAUAAGUGCUUCUGUCGUUGAUGUCCUCAUUAUGCAGCCUGCUGUUCUUCUGUACAAAUCAUUUUUCUAUUUUUCAAACAUUUAUUAGAUAAUCAGAUAAGGACUCUUAUGGUAUGUUUUGGGGAGCAUGUUUUGCAAUAAAGACAAAAUUACAGUAAGUGUUUUCUUGAUAGAACAAUGAAGCUACUUUUAAAUUUUAUAUUAUAAAUUAUAUUAUAUUAGAAAGUUUUAUUUGUUUUUUUUUUUUUGUUUUUUUUUUUUGUUUUUGUUUUUUUUAAGAAAGAUAUACAGUGUUCAGGGGCUGUAUUCCCAAAGAAUCUUAAGACAGAAAGUAGCUCCGAAAUGGGUGAUUUAAGACAAAAAUGAUACAUGAUGAAUCCUGAUAAAUUUUUAACCUUCUUGUGUUUUCUGUCAGAGAAUUCACAACUUAAUUUAACUCUGAAAACAGGACAUAGGAGUAGUACAGAGGUCACAUAUGACUGAAUCACGGACCACUCUAACAUCACUGAUGGUGAAUAACUUUCACAUUGUUCAUGUGUUUCAUAUAUUACAUGACAAAAAGGUUUUAAAAAUGUAUCAUGUGAAUUGUGGGAGUAUUUCAGUGAGUGAAGUUUUGACAACCAAACACAUACUGACCUGCCAGAGAUCAACGUUUCUAUACUUCGUGAACUGAAAAUUGAAGUUAUACGGCGAAGACGAUCUCUCUAGACUGCUAUUUUCUGCUCGGUUGUUGCUACUGAUGAUAUUGUUUUUCAUAACUGAAUAUCAACAGUGAUGUUCGGUGAUUGGCCGAUGUAAAGGUCUUAAUAAACAUUAAACGGAAACCAAUUGCGCAUGUUAUAUUGCAGAUAUAUUACUAAAAACUGUUUAGAAAAUCAAAAUUCUUAUAUGUGGUUUGGAUGUUUACAGACUCCAGAGCCUGCAUGCACUAAUACUGGAUGGAUGGAUUGUAAUACAUUUGGAGUACAUUUUGGAUUGUAAUACAUUUGGAGUACCUUGGUGAUCGAAUUAAUUGUCUAUACAAUGUGCUAGACAAUUUAUUUGACCAUGUAUGUGCCUUUAUCUAUUAUUAUUAUCAUCCAUCUAUCCAUCCAUCUAUCAAUUUCUGUACCAAUUAUUUUGGGUAGACUGGAUCCUAUCCAAGGGGUACAAGAAGGCCAGCCCAUUGCAUGGCACAAUCACACACACACACACACACACACACACACACACACACACACACACACACACACACACACACACACACACACACACACACACACACACACACA
This is a messenger RNA of Tachysurus fulvidraco (yellow catfish), 4530 nucleotides long. RefSeq names its product cholinergic receptor, muscarinic 3b (gene chrm3b). NCBI's taxonomy places the organism in Eukaryota, Metazoa, Chordata, Actinopteri, Siluriformes, Bagridae. Gene Ontology annotation, molecular function: G protein-coupled acetylcholine receptor activity; G protein-coupled serotonin receptor activity. The coding region runs from base 448 to 2187 and encodes 579 amino acids. The transcript is spliced from 4 exons. Gene Ontology annotation, biological process: chemical synaptic transmission; G protein-coupled receptor signaling pathway, coupled to cyclic nucleotide second messenger; adenylate cyclase-inhibiting G protein-coupled acetylcholine receptor signaling pathway. The record is from RefSeq and is a predicted model, not a curated record. Gene Ontology annotation, cellular component: synapse; plasma membrane; dendrite.